Messenger RNA from Cyphellophora attinorum, 450 nucleotides. RefSeq lists its product as uncharacterized. NCBI's taxonomy places the organism in Eukaryota, Fungi, Ascomycota, Eurotiomycetes, Chaetothyriales, Cyphellophoraceae. Bases 1 to 450 code for a protein of 149 amino acids. The transcript has a single exon. The record is from RefSeq and is a predicted model, not a curated record.
AUGUCGACCGCUCAAGAGCAAUCUUCGCCAUCGCCAUUCAACUACAUCUUGUCAUUCCUCCUGGUCGGUGUAUGUUGGGGAUUCACAACACCGUUCAUCCGGCGUGCGGCCGUAAAUUACACAGCUCCGACGAAUCCAUCAAUUACCGAUCCAUCACGAUCUUGGAUAUCGCGACAGAUCGCCAAAGCGUUCUUCACUGUUGUAGGGCUUGUUAGGAAGCCUGCUUAUGCGAUACCGCUGGUCGCUAAUUUGACGGGGAGUAUCUGGUUCUUUUUGCUUGUGGGACAAGCGGAGCUUUCGUUGACGGUGCCAAUCACUAAUUCGUUGGCCUUUUUGUUUACUGUGCUUGGCGAGUAUCUUGCCGAGGGCAAGCUCAUCACUCGCGAUACGUGGAUUGGCAUGACAUGCGUGUGUGCUGGGAUCGGAUUAUGCGUAUACUCGAAGCUAUAG